AUGUAUUGAAUAAUAAAUCUCUAAUCGAAUACAAUAGCGAUUGCAUUGAUUGAAAGUAAAUGAAAUAAAGAGAACUUUCGAGAAGUUUUCACUCUAUAAGUGACUAAACAUUUAUAAUAGAAAUACAAACAAUUGAUUAAUUGAUUCGUUAAUAGUUGUCAACACUUUUAGUGAUAUUAUCAUCAAAAAAGACAAUGAAUUGCGACAACAAUUUGGACGACAAUAAGGAGAGCGCUGAAGACAGUCUGUCCAUUGAUAACUUUGAUGCGGACAAUGCGGGCGGUGUGGAUACCGGCGAAGUCGGCAAAGUAAAAGACAUUUCGCCCGAUAGGGACGGAAAGCUUAUGAAAGAGAUUAUCAAAGAAGGCAAAGCAUGGGACACACCGAAGAAUGGCGACAAAGUUAUGGUCCAUUAUAUCGGACAACUGCUCGACGGAACUGUAUUUGACUCGAGUCGUGACCGUAACGAUCAGUUUUCAUUCACCAUUGGAGCCAAUCAAGUGAUCAAAGGUUGGGAUAUUGCCGUCAAAACAAUGAAACGCGGAGAAGUGGCCAAGUUUACCAUUGCACCCGAAUUGGCCUAUGGAGAGACGGGCGCCGGUCCUAAAAUACCGCCCAACUCGACACUGAUCUUUGAGAUUGAAUUGUUUGACUGGAAACUCGAGGACAUCACAAAAAAGAAGGAUUCAGGCGUUUGUAAACGUAUACUCAUCGACGGUGAAGGCUAUGAGACACCUAAUAUGGGAGCCACUUGUGAUAUUAGUAUUGUCGGCAAAUACGACGGUAAAGUAUUUGAACAAAGAAAUGUGACGUUCUCUGUGGGUGAGGCCUCCGAGGAAGGUCUGGUUGAUGGUCUUGAGAUAGCCGUACGUAAGAUGAAAAAAGGCGAGAAGGCUGAAGUACACAUCAGACCGCAGUACUCGUUCGGUGCUAAUGGUAGGCCAGAGUUUGGUAUACCGACCGACUAUACAGAAGUAGUCUAUGAGAUAACACUCAACAAGUUUGAAAAGGCAAAGGAAACCUAUCAGAUGGAUAACAGUGAACGUCUAGAACAGGCAAAUCUAGUGAAAACCAAAGGAACCAAAUAUUUUAAGGAGUCAAAAUACAAGUUAGCCAUUAAACAAUAUAAACGAAUUAUUCAACUGUUGGGUCCUCCCGAUGACUUCGAGGGCGAUCUCAAGACCCAAACUAAUGAGCUACUAUUGGCCGGGUAUCUGAAUUUAGCGAUGGCCUACAUUAAAGUGGAAAACUAUUUGGAUGCCAUCAAAAACUGUGACAAAGCUUUGGACAUCGAUGCAGAUAAUGUUAAAGGAUUGUUCCGUAGAGGACAGGCAUACUUUGGCCAAAAGGAUUACGAAUUGUCGCGCACCGACUUCAACGCCGUACUCAAGUUAGAUCCGAACAAUAAGGCGGCUAAAAAUCAAUUAACACUUUCGGUGGCCGCCAUUAAAGCACAGUUAGAUAAAGAGAAGACCACUUAUCGUAAUAUGUUUGAAAGGUUUGCCAAACAAGAUCUCAAGAAAGAAGCGAAAAAAGGUGAUUCACUGGAAAAUGAUAAAAACAAGAAAAACAUGGAACCCAUGGAUGCAGACGGUCUUCAAAACGUCGACAUCAUCAGCGGUGACACCGCGACAACAAUCGCUUAAAGAUGUUUAUUAUUAUUAUUAUUAUUUAAUCGACUCAUUUCAUUGAUUACUAUUUAAUUAUUAUUAUUAUUAUUUUUUGUAUUACAUUUUCUACCGGUUUUUAAAAAAUUUUCCACAAAUAUGUACCAAAUUUUAAAG
Messenger RNA from Oppia nitens, 1784 nucleotides. RefSeq names its product peptidyl-prolyl cis-trans isomerase FKBP4-like (gene Fkbp59). Gene Ontology annotation, molecular function: peptidyl-prolyl cis-trans isomerase activity; protein binding. The transcript is spliced from 4 exons. The record is from RefSeq and is a predicted model, not a curated record. The coding region runs from base 195 to 1646 and encodes 483 amino acids. NCBI's taxonomy places the organism in Eukaryota, Metazoa, Arthropoda, Arachnida, Sarcoptiformes, Oppiidae.